Molecule: messenger RNA, 1887 nt
Organism: Tripterygium wilfordii
Lineage: Eukaryota; Viridiplantae; Streptophyta; Magnoliopsida; Celastrales; Celastraceae
Product: spermidine/putrescine-binding periplasmic protein 1
Exons: 7
Coding region: 71-1702 (543 amino acids)
Biological process (GO): polyamine transport
Cellular component (GO): periplasmic space
Molecular function (GO): polyamine binding
Source: RefSeq, a predicted model, not a curated record
UGUUACGUCUCUGUUCGAUAUUACGCUAGAGCCUAGACCUCUCCCGGUCUGCGUUUCUUCUCUCUCACUCAUGGCAGCAUCCUUGUACCCCUCUCUCUCACUACACCCAUUUCGACCUCAUCUUUCACAUCGAGCCACCAGUUUCCCGACUAAAAAUCCAACCUUUCUCCUGCACCGGUGCUUUCAAUUACCCGGAGGACGAAGUCUCCCCAGCCGACAUUUUUCUGUGACACCCAUCUCUGGUGACUCUCAUCGUACGACUUCGGACGAGCCUCUUAAGGUUUUUGAGAUCCUGGUCCGUGUAGCUGCCUCUGCCCUACUCUUUCUUGGCCUUGGCGUUCGCGUGUGCUUGGCCGCUCCUACUAGGCACCCGCCCGUUCCUGCCUGCGAUGAGCAGACGUUGCAGGAGGAGCUCAACAUUCAAGAUAAUGAUAAGGGGAAUCUCAACAACGUGCAAAAGAUCGAAGAUGGGAAUAUGGAUGCAGCAUUUGAAACAUGGAAGUCCAAAACAUUUGCUUUGUCCGUUCCUCUCAGAAUUGUUGUUCUAAAUGCCUCCAUACCUCCUUCGUGGCUUAAGGAACUCUUGCAAUCACAAGGAAGGAGAUUAAGGUUUAGCUCAAAAUAUGCUGCAAGUCUAGAGAACAUAUUUUCUGAUCUAUCUGCAUCCUGUAACACAGGCAAUGUUGGGCCAACAUCUACAAUGGCAGCUGACAUAGUUACUGUCGGUGACUCUUGGCUUAAUUUUGCAAUUAAAGGGGGUAUAAUUGAACCCAUAAAGGGGGUAGAGGACCAGGAUUGGUAUACAGGCUUAAGCGACAAAUGGAAGGCAUAUUUACGCAGGAACUGCGAGGGAGAAAUUGAUCCUGAAGGUGAAAUAUGGGCUGCUCCGUAUCGAUGGGGUACCAUGGUUAUAGCAUACAAGAAAAGUAAAUUUCAACAGUACAAAAUUGAUCCUAUAGAGGACUGGGCAGAUUUAUGGCGGCCUGAGCUUGCAGGGAAGAUUUCGAUGGUUGAUUCUCCUAGAGAGGUGGUUGGUGCAGUUCUGAAGUAUAUGGGGGCAUCAUACAACACAAAGAAUAUUGACUCGCAAGUUGCUGGUGGGAGGAAUGCUGUGCAGCGGAAUCUGGCAUUACUUGGAAAACAGGUUCGGCUGUUUGACAGCAAGCAAUAUAUAAAAGCAUUUGGGGUGGGAGAUGUUUGGGUGGCCGUCGGUUGGAGUAGUGACAUCCUGCCUGCUGCUAAACGUUUGUCUAAUGUUGCAGUAGUGGUUCCCAAGUCUGGAGCAAGCUUAUGGGCCGAUUUAUGGGCAGUCCCAGCAGCUUCAAGAUUUAAAACAAACCAAAUCGGAGGGCGAGUAAGAGGGCCAUCUCCAUUAAUCCACCAAUGGAUAGAAUUCUGCCUGCAAUCAGCAAGAGCACUGCCCUUCAAACAGGAGAUAAUUCCAGGAGCUGUUCCAUCUGCCCUUGAAAAUGCCCCAGCUAAAUUGCCCGAAGAGCUCACAAAGGGUAAGCCCAAGCUCGAUACAAACCUUAUUGUGGGAGUGCCUCCACCUGACAUUUUGGCAAGGUGCGAGUUCUUGGAGCCACUGCCUGAUGCUCUAGUAUCAGACUAUAAGUGGCUGAUUUCAAGCAUGCAGCAGAAACCUGUUCCUGGUUCAAGUUCAACCCAUUGGAUACAGCAGUACAGAAGUAACAUGAAUUAAUGCACAGCUUUGUCGAAUUUACCAAUUGUUGUAGCAAUUCGGUACGAAUGAUUUAAAGAUACAAAUUGUUGUAGCAUUUCAGUACCAAUGCUGUAGCCAAGAUUAUACUAUUCUCUCAAGGGACAACAGUAACUAUAUAUGUAAGUGUAUGCAGAGAUCAAAGAGGAAGUUCCAUUUUCAUAAAA